CAUAAAUUUUCCUCAAACAUAACAUCGUUAAACUAGAAAACAACCUUAACAUCCAAAAUAUGAUUCCUGGUUAUUUAAAAUACAAUCACUAUAUAGUAUGACACAAAAACGAUGCGCGGGAAGUUUAUCUUGAGACAGUUACACAGCAGCAACUUUCAACUUCAACGACCCACCAAUUUUCCGAAACCCCAUCUGAAAGAGAAAGACUCACACAUUGUGAAAUGCACCAAAGCCAUCUCUACCCACAUGCGCAAUGGCCACUGCGACUUGGCUCUCCGAGUCUUCAACACCAUGCCGCUUCGAAACUCGGUCUCCUACAACGCCAUGAUAUCUGGGUACCUGAGGAACGCAGAGUUCUCCCUUGCAAGGGACCUGUUUGACAGAAUGCCCCACAAAGACCUGUUUUCCUGGAAUCUAAUGCUUACUGGCUACCUCAGGAACCGCAGACUCCGUGAUGCUCGCGUGAUGUUUGACUCAAUGCCCGAAAAGGAUGUUGUUUCCUGGAAUGCAAUGCUGUCUGGGUAUGUCCGGAGUGGGCACGUUGAUGAGGCAAGGGAAGUUUUUGAUAAGAUGCCUCACAAGAAUUCCAUCUCGUGGAAUGGGUUGCUUGCAGCAUAUGUUCGGAGUGGGAGACUCGAGGAGGCCAGUCACUUGUUUGAGUCCAAGUUAGACUGGGAAUUGAUUUCUUGGAACUGUUUGAUGGGUGGGUAUGUGAAGAGAAACAUGUUAGGCGAAGCUAGGCUUCUUUUUGAUCAAAUGCCUAUUAGGGAUGUGGUUUCCUGGAAUACCAUGAUUUCAGGUUAUGCACAGGAUGGAGAUUUGUCACAGGCUAGGAGAUUAUUUGCGGAGUCUCCAGUAAGGGAUGUUUUCACGUGGACAGCAAUGGUGCAUGCCUAUGUGCAGAAUGGAUUGUUGGAUGAAGCGAGGACAGUUUUCGAUGAAAUGCCACAGAGAAGAGAGAUGUCGUACAAUACAAUGAUUGCUGGUUAUGUGCAAUACAAGAGAAUUGACAUGGCAAGGAAAUUGUUUGAUGCAAUGCCUUUUCCAAAUACAGGUUCGUGGAAUAUCAUGAUAAGCUGUUAUUGUCAGGGGGGUGAUGUAGCACAAGCAAGGAACUUGUUUGAUGCGAUGCCUGAGCGUGAUUCUGUAUCUUGGGCAGCUAUUAUUGCUGGUUAUGCUCAGAAUUGUCACUAUGAAGAAGCUAUGAACAUGCUUGUGGAGAUGAAACGAGAUGGAGAAGGUUUAAAUAGAUCUACCUUUUGUUGUGCGCUGAGCACAUGUGCUGAUAUAGCUGCUUUGGAGUUAGGGAAACAAGUUCAUGGUCAGGCGGUGAAGACAGGGUAUGAGAACGGAUGUUUAGUGGGGAAUGCACUUGUUGGAAUGUAUUGUAAAUGUGGCUGCAUAGAUGAAGCUUAUGAAGUGUUUCAAGGAAUACAACAUAAAGAUAUCGUCUCUUGGAACACAAUGUUAUCUGGUUAUGCUAGGCAUGGAUUUGGCAGGCUGGCUUUAACAGUAUUUGAGUCAAUGAUCACAGCAGGGGUUAAACCUGAUGAGAUUACCAUGGUUGGCGUGCUGUCAGCUUGCAGUCAUAAUGGCUUGACAGACAGGGGUACAGAAUAUUUUCAUUCAAUGGAUAAGGAUUAUGGAGUAAAACCAAAUUCAAAACAUUAUACUUGCAUGAUCGAUCUUCUUGGUAGAGCAGGUCGUCUGGAAGAAGCACAGAACUUAAUCAGAAACAUGCCUUUCGAGCCAGAUGUUGCAACAUGGGGAGCUCUAUUAGGUGCAAGCCGAAUUCAUGGCAAUAUGGAACUGAGUGAGAAGGCUGCUGAGAUGGUUUUCAAGAUGGAACCUAAUGACUCGGGAAUGUAUGUUCUUCUUUCAAAUUUAUAUGCAGCUUCAGGAAGAUGGGUCGAUGUUAGUAAAAUUAGAUUGAAAAUGAGGGAAGUUGGUGUUCAGAAAACACCAGGGUGUAGUUGGGUUGAGGUACAUAACAAUAUUCAUACUUUCACAGUUGGGGAUUGUUUUCACCCAGAGAAAAGUAGAAUAUAUGCCUUCUUGGAAGAGUUAGAUUUAAGAAUGAAACAAGAAGGGUAUGUUCCUUCAACAAAAUUGGUCUUGCAUGAUGUGGAAGAGGAGGAGAAGAAGCAUAUGCUAAAGUAUCACAGUGAAAAAUUAGCUGUAGCAUUUGGAAUUCUGACUAUACCGGCUGAUAGACCAAUACGUGUCAUGAAAAACUUGCGAGUGUGUGAAGACUGCCAUAAUGCCAUCAAACACAUAUCCAAGAUUGUUGGAAGGUUUAUAAUCGUAAGGGAUUCUCAUCGAUUUCACCACUUCAGUGAGGGUAUUUGUUCUUGUGGGGAUUAUUGGUGACAGUGUGAAAUAUGACAAAAAUUAACCUAAUUGCAAGUAUAAAUCG
Molecule: messenger RNA, 2416 nt
Organism: Vigna unguiculata (cowpea)
Lineage: Eukaryota; Viridiplantae; Streptophyta; Magnoliopsida; Fabales; Fabaceae
Product: pentatricopeptide repeat-containing protein At4g02750-like
Biological process (GO): RNA modification
Molecular function (GO): protein binding; zinc ion binding; RNA binding
Source: RefSeq, a predicted model, not a curated record